Molecule: messenger RNA, 2379 nt
Organism: Cyclocybe aegerita
Lineage: Eukaryota; Fungi; Basidiomycota; Agaricomycetes; Agaricales; Hemipholiotaceae
Source: the annotation of a GenBank genome assembly
AUGGACAACGCCGGCUGGCAUGCUCAGCGUCGCGCCAGAAAAGAAAAUGAGGCGUACCUGCGCGAGUACCGCAACUCCGCCGCCGCUGGCCACACUCUGGCCCACGACGAUGUCGGCCCCAUCGAAGAAAGCUUCAUCGGCGGAUACAGACAUCAUCCACCGCCUUCACCGCUUCCUCCUGCUCUGCCGCCAAAGGACUUCCCGUAUACACACCCUCCACACCCUCAGCCGAGUCAGACAACCGUCUCAACUUCACAGCUCACCCACAUGACCGCUGUUGAGCGCUCGCAGACCCUUCGUGUUGCCCGUAUGGAUCCUCAUCUCCAGUUCAUGUGUGGGCCGCUUCUCAAAUACGACACCAUUGACGAGCACGGAAUCUGGCACGGUGCAGCCCUUAUUGUCACCGCCGACAGCGGUUCCAUCUACGAGCCGCAUCCUACGCUAACCUACACCUGGGACCCCGACCAAUCCGUGCCAGAUCAUACUCCGAAUCCCAGCCAACCCAACUCUGCCAUCAACCCCACGAGUCCUUUCUCCCACCGCAGCGCAAGCAGUUCUAUCCAGUCUCCUAGCAGCCCACCGCGGUCAAGUGGCCUGCAAGGUCUUCACAGCGCCACGUCUUACGAGCUAGGACCUCACCCCGCCGACCCACACUCUACAGUCCUUCCCGCCUCGCCGACGGUUUCUGCCUUUUCCGUGCCGAGUUACCCUUUUAGCCCAGGACGCCGCCAGGAAGGGUCCAACGGCCAUGGGAACGGCUCCUUUGGCGCAGACGGCGGGUAUGGACCAAACACCUGCAGCGAAAAGGUUCUGGGCCAGGAGCUAUGGGUGUACGGCGGUCAUGGAGGAACGUUCACCUUCUGGCGCUUCCUGAUCAAAGUCCCGCUCUCUGACCACGAGAUGGCGAUCAAGUAUUCGAUCAACAAUGGCCAGCAGUUGGAGUUUUGGGUGCCCGGGAGGAUGCAGAAUAUGCGUUGGGCUGCCCAUUCCUGCAACGGAUUCUCGGCGGGCGUGAACCCAGAUGACUUUCGCGGGCCAGGGUUCAAGUCUGGCUACGACCCCGUUUGGAUGGACCUCCUCUCCAAGCACUCAGAGACGCCAUUCCACGCGCUCGUAGGCGGAGGCGACCAGCUCUACUGCGACUCACUAAUGCGCGAACCGGAAAUGCAAGACUGGGUCUCGAAGAUGAAGCCUGAGGAGAAGAAAACUUAUCAGCUCUCCACCGAGAUGGAGCUCGCCAUCGACCGCUUCUUCUUCAACCACUACUGCCAGGCCUUCCGAACCGGCGCCUUCGCGCGCGCGAACUGCUCAAUACCCAUGCUCAACAUGUGUGAUGAUCACGAUCUUAUCGACGGCUUUGGGAGUUAUCCUGACGACUUGCAACGGGCGCCUGUGUUCCGACAAAUUGGUGCAAGAGGAUAUUUCUUCUUCCUUCUUUUCCAAUGCUUCAUCAAUGUGGAAGUCGACGGCAUUCAAGAUAUCCCAGGCAAACACGUCUACCAAUCUCUCAUCAUCGGCGAACCAGGCCCAUACGUCCGCUUCCCCUCGCACUCCUUCCUUCCACGUCUCGGGCCUCAAGUCUACAUGCUCCUCCUCGACUGCCGCGCCGAACGCAAAAAGGAACAAGUCUGCAGCACAGGGCAGUACCAACGCGUCUUCGACCGGAUAAACAACCUCCCCGCGGGUGUCGAGCACCUCGUCGUGCAGCUGGGCAUCCCAAUCGCGUAUCCGCGCAUGGUGUUCCUGGAGACGGCGCUCGAGAGCAAGUUCAACCCGCUCGUUGCGCUAGGAAGGAAUGGAACGCUGGGGCUGAGCGGCUUCGUGAACAAGUUCAAUGCGGAGGCGGAGCUUUUGGAUGAUCUUAAUGACCACUGGACGGCACGAAGUCACAAGAAAGAGCGUAACUGGCUCAUCGAGCAGCUGCAGAACUUUGCGCGCAUUAAGCGGAUCCGCGUGUCUUUCUUGUCCGGCGAUGUGCAUUGCGCCGCGGUCGGCGUACUCAAGACGCUCAAAGUCAAGGGCAAGCCCGAGCUUCAACCACUAGCGGAUUUCAGGUACAUGGUCAACGUUGUUUCGAGUGCGAUUGUCAACACACCACCGCCGAACGGAGUGAUAACGAUGGUCUCCUCUCUCGCUACCAAAGUACACAAGACUCUACACUCAAUCGAGACAGACGAAACAAUGAUGCCGAUAUUCAGCGUGGAACCGCAUAACCAGCAGCCGCGGAAGCAAAAAUUCAUUAUGGGCAAGCGCAACUGGUGUCGCGUGGAGUGGGAUGGGCAGACGGGGGAGGUGAUGUUUGAUAUUAGGGUCGAGAAGGAGAAGGGGUAUGGUGUUACCUAUGGGUAUCCCUUGCGUGUACCUCCUCCCGGGUGGUAG